Messenger RNA from Phytophthora nicotianae INRA-310, 1660 nucleotides. RefSeq lists its product as hypothetical. The record is from RefSeq and is a predicted model, not a curated record. Bases 124 to 1560 code for a protein of 478 amino acids. Lineage: Eukaryota; Oomycota; Peronosporomycetes; Peronosporales; Peronosporaceae. Gene Ontology annotation, molecular function: DNA-binding transcription factor activity. The transcript is spliced from 2 exons.
CUUACAUUGCGUCCGGUCAGCUUGAAGCGGCCUUUCCAGUAUUUCGCUUCAGCUGGUAGUCAUCAUCUUGGUCUGGAGAUUGCCAGACAACAAAUUGAGUGAAUCCCAGUCUGAGACUGCAGGAUGAACCCUGCCCGGGUGCCUACUUCAGCUGUCAUGCAACAAGACAUGCCACCAGGGACGGAUACCAGUGCAGGAAUAGGUCGCACUAAUAGCGGACUUCUCCAUGGGAUUAACGACCUUUCGAUAGUCGCUAGCAGCAGCAGAUCGGAGUGGCGUCGAGACGAGCACGGGCGAUUCAUGCAAGCGCUGGAGCUCUACGGUUCACGACGGACAGGAGACGAGUGGAGACUUAUCGCAGCUUUCGUGGGUUCACGCACCAUUGAGGAAGUGCGUUUGCACGGACGGCUAUAUCUUCAGCGACUAAUUCAGUCGCUGCCAUCAUCUCCCGAAGCGACGAGUUCUAGGCGCUACCUAUUCAGCGCAGGCAGCCAGAAUGACCCAAACCGACAGAACUACCAGGUAUCCAGAGUUCAGAGCGGCAAAAGGCUUGUUUCAGUUCCGACCGGGGGUAGCAGUGCCUUAAGUGCCGCAGCAUUGGAGUGUGCGCAGUCCAUGAAUGUCCAUGGUCCAGCGUACCUCCACAACCAACAAUUGCAAUUGCAGUAUCUACAUCAGGCAGGGAUUGCUGCUUCCCGUCGAAACGGAAGGAGGUCUAAACCCUGGACUUUUCAUGAAGAAAAAGCUUUCGAGGUAGCACUGGCAGGCUGGGCCGGGAGUAAAUCAUACCCGUGGGCCCGAAUUGCGGCGGCCAUACCUGGUAAAACUGUUAACGACGUUCGUAUUCGCUACGAAGAAAUGGUAGGAGAAAUUGCCUCCAUCGAGUCUGGAGCAGGAGCUGCUGUACCUGCAAACCCCACAUUGAAUAGCGUUCCUAGUGGCCCAACAGCUGUGCGGCCUCAUGGUCCAACAUCCACGCUCAGUCAGCGUGCAGUUCCACCUCCACCGAUUGAGGUCCCGCCUAGAAACGUAGGCAAAGAUGAAGCAUCAGGUAGUAGCACGCGAAGCAGAAGAGGUUCUGGCAGCGGGAUCACUAUGCUCAGUCCGACAUUUCUCGACUAUCUGGCGAAAGAAGCUGAAAGUGAAGAGAAGUCGCCACUACCGGCACUGCCGCUACCGUUUCCUGGAUUAACCAACCUGCCGUCUCCUAUAUUUUCACCAACACUGUUGCCAUCAGGAUCUGCUGGUUUCUUCAGUCCUGGCAAUAAAAAGUCGGCAGCUCGUGGUCAACAAGGCAAAAAGCUUUCAAACUCCGGGGACGCCAAGAUGGACGAUAUAGACACAGGACCAACACCUUCAGCGGGUAAAAGCGAGAAUACGCGACGUUCUUCGACUCCGCGUAUAUGGAACGAAUUUCUUGCAGGAGAUUUCAAGUUCGACGAUCCAAUUGACACGCCCCAUAACAGAAGAAAAUCUCCGAAGAAACCACUUGAUAAGGGACCCACAAAUGACGCAGACACUCAACAAGACGUCGAGAUGCCUGAUGCUUCAGCUGCCUGAGAAUACAGAGGUGCGUGCUAGAUAAAAUAAUGAGUUUUAAUUGUAUCGGACAACACUUUUUUUUUUUUUUUUGUGAAAAAGAAUGACAAUUGGUACCUAC